AUGAAAAGCCUAUUUCACAAUACUAAGCGCCUUAAAGAAGAACACAAACUAGAAUGUGUAGGACUCGAUGACAAUUCCCAUAACCCAGAAAAAGGCUGGGAAAUUCGAAAAGAGACACAAAACGUGAAAAUCUUAGACCCUGAAGGCCUACAACCGAUCUCAGAGGACAAAUUAAGAAUUGUGUGUACAUCUGAUACUCAUGAAAAGUUAAAUACAAUGAUCUCCAGACGUAUGAUUCCACCUGGAGAUGUUUUGAUACAUACUGGUGAUUUAACACAUGAAGGAUACCUGCAUGCUCUUCGUGAGUUUGACAAUGAAUUAGGUUUGUUAAGACAUCGGGUAAAGUUAGUCAUAGCUGGAAAUCAUGAUCAUUGUCUAGAUAGAUCUAUGAUACAGAGAUAUAAAGAUGAAGACUAUAUUCCAUAUUUGGGUAUGGUGAAAUCAGAUGUUCAGGGCUAUGUUCAAAGACAAACUAGAUUAGAUCUGAAAGCGACAGAUGUAAAAUCUAUCUUGAGAAAUUGUGUGUAUUUAGAGGAUAGCAUGGUUGGUGUUUGUGGGGUUAAAAUAUAUGGCACACCUUGGAUGGAAAAGUAUACCAAAUGUGUUGCUUUUUCCGUGAAUCGGGGAGAAGCAUUGUUAAAGAAAUGGAAUAGUAUACCAGAUAAUGUUGAUAUUUUAAUGACACAUACUCCACCUUUAGGUUAUGGUGAUAAGACCCAUAGUGGUCAUCAUGUUGGUUGUGUUGAUCUAUUGAACACAAUACAACGAAGAGUACAACCUCAGUAUCAUAUUUAUGGUCACAUACACGAAGGAUAUGGUAUUAGAAGUGAUGGAACCACGACAUUUAUUAAUUGUGCAGCUUGUUCAAGACAUUAUAGACCCGAUAAUUUGCCAGUUGUAUUUGAUUAUCCUAUACCAAAAAGAUACAGAAAAUCAGAUCAAAAUUGGGUGAAAAUAAUCAAAGAAAUAGGGCCGCCACCUAUUCAGGUUUGA
Molecule: messenger RNA, 993 nt
Organism: Lottia gigantea (owl limpet)
Lineage: Eukaryota; Metazoa; Mollusca; Gastropoda; Lottiidae
Exons: 5
Coding region: 1-993 (330 amino acids)
Molecular function (GO): hydrolase activity
Source: RefSeq, a predicted model, not a curated record